AGCCAAUUGGCCCAAUCAGCUGUUGUCAUUCGACAUUCGCACGCGGGAUUGGAAGGAAAUAAUUAAAACGUUUCUAAAGCACUCUAAGAGAUAAAAUACUAACCAUGUUGGACGUGAUCCAACCCAGCAGCAACCUCCCGACCAGCGAGAGCACCGAUGUUGUGGUGGUCCGGGCCAGGCCAAAGAAGGUGUUCAAGCCAAAGGCGCGUAUCAAUCGGAUUCCCCAGGAGCUGCUCGAUGAUCCGCUGCUGCAGCAAGCCAUCGACCGCCUGCCCUCGAACUACAACUUCGAGAUGCACAAGACCAUCUGGCGCAUACGGGAGAUGAAGGCCAAGCGAGUGGCCCUGCAACUGCCGGAGGGCCUGCUGAUGUACGCCAUGGUUAUCAGCGACAUUGUAGAGCGAUUCACCAGCGCAGAUACUGUGAUAAUGGGCGACGUGACUUAUGGAGCUUGCUGCGUGGACGACUACACCGCCAAGGCGUUGGGAGCUGAUCUGCUGGUGCACUACGGCCACAGCUGCCUCAUUCCCGUGGAUCAGACGUGUGGCAUCAAGGUGCUGUACAUUUUUGUGGACAUCAAAAUCGAUCCGCUGCACUUCCUGGACUCUGUAAAGCUGAACUUCCGCCCAGAGGUGGGCCAAAUAGCUUUAGUAAGCACAAUACAGUUCGUGACAACGCUGCAGGCUGCAACUACUGAGCUAAAAGCAGCCGGCUAUGAUGUGAUAGUACCACAGGCCAAGCCACUUAGUCCCGGAGAGAUUCUUGGGUGCACUUCGCCUCAGCUGCCGGAGACAACAAAGAUGAUAAUAUAUCUGGGUGAUGGACGUUUUCAUCUGGAAUCCGCAAUGAUAGCCAACCCGUUGCUAAAGGCCUACAAGUAUGAUCCGUAUGAGAAGAAGUUCACCACAGAGCAGUACGACCACUCGGCGAUGCAGAAUCUUCGCCUAGACGCUGUUCAGCGGUCUAAAAAGGCGCGCCGCAUUGGCAUCAUACUUGGAACACUCGGAAGACAGGGCAGCUCACGAGUGCAUCGGUUUUUGGAGAAGCGACUUCAUGCCAAGGGUAUCGAAACUACCACAUUAUUGCUGUCGGAGAUCUUCCCACAGAAACUGGCUCUCUUUGCCGACAUCGACGCGUUCGUGCAGGUUGCUUGCCCGCGACUUUCAAUCGACUGGGGAUCCGCCUUUACUCAACCGUUGCUUAAUCCUUACGAGCUGUCCGUGGUCUUGGGCGAUGUGGAGUGGACGCCACACAACUCGUCGCCGCGCAAUAACGCCUAUCCGAUGGACUUCUAUGCCAGCGGCAGCCUGGGACCCUGGACGCCCAACUUCAAGCCACCAGCGAUAGGAGAGUGCGAGAACAAGCCCUCGGCUGAUUGUUGUGGCAGAUGCACGCGAGCGGAAUUGGAGAAGGACGAUUCCGGCAAGGCAGCGGCUCUGGACGAUCUUCUCGACUUUAAGAAGGGAUAAACGAUUUGUCUGGCUCGCUUCCAACUGCCCUCGGAGCCCUCCAUCUCAAUCGAUCAGCACAAGAUCGUCUGCCCAAAUAUAUUGAUUACCUACUAAUUUAGUUAGUACAAAUUUGGUUUUUAAGUUCUUACUUUUAGGGCAUCUUUUGUGUUCAUCACAGAUAGGUUCAUAAUUUUUAUGUUCGCAAUAUCGUUCUUUAGUUUAUUGACUUUAUACACUUUUUUAACAGAGAUGCAAGUGUUAAUAAGCAGCAACAAUGUACACAACUUUCAACAUUAAAAUAAUGUUCAAAACAA
This is a messenger RNA of Drosophila teissieri, 1765 nucleotides long. It is a transcript of the gene Dph1, whose product is annotated as 2-(3-amino-3-carboxypropyl)histidine synthase subunit 1. The record is from RefSeq and is a predicted model, not a curated record. NCBI's taxonomy places the organism in Eukaryota, Metazoa, Arthropoda, Insecta, Diptera, Drosophilidae. The coding region runs from base 105 to 1469 and encodes 454 amino acids. Gene Ontology annotation, biological process: protein histidyl modification to diphthamide. Gene Ontology annotation, molecular function: 2-(3-amino-3-carboxypropyl)histidine synthase activity. The transcript is spliced from 3 exons.